AUGUGUGUGUGGAAAGUAUUUCCAGCGAGUCUGCAGCUGCAGUGUGAUAAGAAGCAGAUCACGGCUCCCCUCGGGUCAGACUUCCUGCUCUCCUGCAGCUAUGAGAACCAGCUGCUCAGCAACAAGUACUGGUGCCGAGGAGAGUCCAGGAGGACCUGCGAGGUGCUGGUGGACUCGGAGGGGAAGACCAGAACCACCCGGGUUCACAUCGUGGAUGCUCGGAGGAGAGGACCGUUUGUGAGGGUCUUAGAUCUGCAGAAGGGGGACAGCGGGGUCUACUGGGUCGGGAUCGACAGGCCUUAUGCUGACAUCAUGACGUCAGUGAGGGUGGUCGUCACUGAAGUCCCGGUCUCUAAGCCCCGCCUCCAGCCCCUGGUCUCCCUGAUGGAGGGCUCCAUCUAUCGGGGGGGUCCGGUGACAGUGCGAUGUGUGUGUUCACGGGGGACCGCGGUCCGUUACUCCUGGUUCCGACACACACACCCCGAGGACGUCCUGCUGCAGAACUCUGCUGACCUGCAGCUCACCUGUGACUCUCUGCAGCUCACCUGUGACUCUCUGCAGCUCACCUGUGACUCUCUGCAGCUCACCUGUGACUCUCACCUGUGACUCU
Gymnodraco acuticeps is the source of this 610-nucleotide messenger RNA. RefSeq names its product CMRF35-like molecule 7. NCBI's taxonomy places the organism in Eukaryota, Metazoa, Chordata, Actinopteri, Perciformes, Bathydraconidae. The transcript has 4 exons. The record is from RefSeq and is a predicted model, not a curated record. The coding region runs from base 1 to 606 and encodes 201 amino acids.